AUGAAGCAAAGCUCUGUGUUCAGAAAUUCCAGGUGUUUUUAUGCACAAGCCUUGUCGUAUCAUCAUCACAAGAAUUCCGUUGUUUUGUUACUUAAUUUUGGUACUCCAUCCAUAAUUUCCUCUCGGGAUUUCUCUACUACUCUCUCACCCAAUGUAGAAGAAAGGGACAAGAGAUUUUCCCAUACCAUCUUGUUACCAAAGACUCCUUUCAAAACAAAAAUUUCUGUAGAGGAGGAAAUUAAUUUACAGAAAACAUGUACUGAAUAUGCAUAUCGGACCCAAAAAGAGCAACGAUUGAAUCAACCCAACAUCAAAACAUUUACUUUACAUGAUGGACCACCAUAUGCCAAUGGAAAUCUUCAUGCUGGACAUGCUCUCAACAAAAUUUUGAAAGAUGUCACUAACAGAUACAAGAUACAAACAGGUCACUUGGUUCAGUUCAUUCCAGGAUGGGAUUGUCAUGGUCUUCCAAUUGAGAUUAAAGUCCUUCAAGAAAUUAAAAAGAAGAAGAAAAUGGAAGUGAGCGGAAAUUCUGAUCCUUCCAUUAGAAAAUUGGCCAAAGAUUUUGCAGAACAAGCCAUUCAUUCACAAAUGAAAGAUUUCAAGCGUUGGGGUAUUAUGGGAGAUUGGGACAAUCCAUAUAAAACAAUGAAUCCCAUGUUUGAAGCUCAACAAUUGAGAAUUUUCUUGGACAUGCUUAAAAAGAAAUAUAUAUUUAGAGGAAAGAAGCCAGUGUUUUGGUCUCCUUCAAGCGGAACAGCUUUGGCUGAAUCUGAAUUAGAGUAUCCAGAUGUUCACAUUUCUAAAUCGUGCUACAUUUUAUUUCCAAUAGUUCAUUCAGGUGUAGAGACAAGUCUCAACGAGAAAUAUGGAGAACUUUUUGCAGUUGACAAUUCUAGAAGAUUAAUCAUUGCAUCCGAUUUGCUAAAAACUGUUUGUGAAAAAGCAAGUAUCAAGAAUUACCUUGUAUUGGAAGCAAAGAAGGGAAAGGAUCUCUUUAUGAACAAUCAUCAUGGCGAUGAUGACAAGACCAAACUAUCGUCUUAUCAAAACCCACUCACACUCAAACUGACAGACAACAAGAGGCUUCUUCCAUUUCUGAAUGGCUCUCAUGUCACUACCGAAGUAGGAACAGGAUUGGUACACACUGCACCCAAUCACGGUAUGGAAGAUUUUCAUGUCGUGAAGGAAAAUAACAUUCCCAUUGGUCCAUGCUUUGUGGACGAGCAAGGACGAUAUAACUCACAAACACCACUCGAAGAAUUGAGAGGUUUACCUGUUCUUGAUCAAGGUAAUAUUAAGGUCAUUCAAAUAUUUGAAGAAGAGUUAUCCAAAUAUUUACUAUUCAGAGAAGAUUACUCUCACCGAUAUCCCUAUGAUUGGAGAACCAAAAAACCUAUCAUUAUUCGAAUGACUGAACAAUGGUUUGCCGAGUUGAAAAAUCUGAAAUGUCUUGCCAAAGAAUUUGUUGAUGAGAAAAUUGAAAUGAUUCCAAGCACAGGAAGAAAUCGUUUGAAAGCAUUCAUCGAGUCGAGAGAUGAGUGGUGCAUUAGUAGACAAAGAACUUGGGGUGUUCCAAUACCUGUGUUUUAUAAGAAGGAUAAUCCAUCAGAAUAUCUUGCAACAAGUGAAAGUAUUGAAUAUGUCAUUGAUUUGAUUGAGAAACAUGGCACUGAUUAUUGGUUUGAACAGAAUGAAGAUGAAUUGUUGGCACCUCCCUAUAGAAAUCAAGGCUGGCAAAAAGGAUUGGAUACAUUGGACGUAUGGUUCGAUAGUGGUACGACUUGGUUUGGAGUGAUGAAGGCUGCAGGCAUUCCUCUACCGGUUGAUGUUUAUUUAGAAGGUUCGGAUCAGCAUCGUGGAUGGUUCCAAUCCUCUCUUUUAACAAGUUUGGCUUAUCAGGGUAUUCCUCCCUACAAGAAAAUUGUUACUCAUGGAUUCAUUACUGAUGAGAAUGGAAAAAAGAUGAGCAAGUCUUUGGGUAAUGUGAUUGAACCAGAAUCCAUAGUAAGCAAGUAUGGAAUUGAUGUAUUGAGAUUGUGGGUUUGCUUUAGCGAUUUUACAGUGGAUGUAACAAUAGGAAAAAGUGUUUUUGAGAAGCUUUCAACGAAUUUGAAGAAGAUUAGAAAUACAGCCAAAUUCAUGUUGGGAGUUUUAGAAGAUUAUGUACCACCUCCUCAAGAGAAUGGUCAACAGUGCUACUCCAAUUUAAUAGAAGCAGACUUGUAUAUUAUUGCAAGAGUGAAACAAUUUUGCGAGCAAGUGACUGAGUGCUAUGAAAAUUUCAGCUAUUAUAAGGUGACUCAACAUAUCAUGACGUUCACAUAUGAACUUUCUUCGUUUUAUUUAGAUCUCGUCAAGGAUCGAUUGUAUUGCUCGAGCGAGGAGGUGCGAAGACCAUGUCAACGAGUCAUUCAGUACAUUCUUGAUUGCUAUACCAAAGCUAUUUCUCCUAUUCUUUGCCACACAGCUGAGGAUAUUUAUCAAUGCAUGACCUAUAAGAAGCACAACAGUUUGUGUGAGGAGGGUUGGUUUGUUUCUCCUGAACAAUUCUUUUCAGACAUUUCACUUCCCAAUUCAGAACAUUUAUUAGAGAAAUGGAAUUUAAUUAUUGAACUACGACAAGAGAUUUACAAGGUCAUUGAAAAGGCAAGAAUGGAUAAAGUAUUUCGCACAAGUAAUGAGGUGAUGGUUAAUAUUGAAAGAGUGGAUUGUGAAAAAUUGAAAGAGGCCAUAGCACCUCUUCUCACACCUUGUGCAGUCAAUGAUCCAAUAGCCACACAACUGGAUGAGAUUAUGAUGGUGUCCCAAGUGAAUUGGCUGAAUGGAUCUACCUCUGAUAGUACGCUCUAUUCACACUCCUACAACACAAGCAUUGAUGGGACCCAAGUUGUUCUCUCUAUCUCAAAGGCCAACUAUCACAAAUGCCCUCGUUGUUGGCGCCAUACAAGUCCAGUUGAAAACGAGCCAUGCCAAAGAUGUCACAAUGUUUUAAGCACAAUCCCUCAAGCAUAA
Naegleria lovaniensis is the source of this 3015-nucleotide messenger RNA. RefSeq lists its product as uncharacterized. The coding region runs from base 1 to 3015 and encodes 1004 amino acids. Gene Ontology annotation, biological process: isoleucyl-tRNA aminoacylation. The record is from RefSeq and is a predicted model, not a curated record. The transcript has 2 exons. Gene Ontology annotation, molecular function: isoleucine-tRNA ligase activity; ATP binding; aminoacyl-tRNA deacylase activity. Gene Ontology annotation, cellular component: cytosol. Lineage: Eukaryota; Heterolobosea; Eutetramitea; Acrasida; Naegleriidae.